UCAAAGAUCUGGCAUAGAGGUGGGCUGAAUGGCGUCCUGUCAUUCUCUGCUUCUAUAACCUUGAGUCCAUUGCUUUACUGUGGUUCAUUAAUAAGUUGCACAUAUUUUUAUAUAACUUGGAAGAAAUGUCUAGAUUUUUUUAAUGGCAGGAAAUUCUGUAGCUCCUGGUGGAAUUUUGUGAAUAUUUUUACCUAGCUAGACCUAUGAAAUAUUUUAAUUUUGCAAUUAAAUAAAUGGGAAUAUGUUUCAGAAUCUUGUGUAACAUUUUAUUUUUAGGUGGAUCCGUUUCCCAUUUGUUAAACAAGUACGGUGCUUUCAAAGAACAAGUUAUUAUUAAUUACAAUGAGCAGCUGCUGCGUGGCCUAGCUUAUCUCCAUGAGAACCAAAUUAUCCACCGGGAUAUCAAAGGUGCCAAUCUGCUAAUUGAUAGUACAGGACAACGACUAAGAAUAGCAGAUUUUGGAGCUGCAGCCAGGUUGGCAUCAAAAGGGACUGGUGCAGGUGAAUUUCAAGGGCAGCUGUUGGGAACUAUUGCAUUCAUGGCACCUGAGGUGUUAAGAGGCCAGCAAUAUGGCAGAAGCUGUGAUGUGUGGAGUGUUGGUUGCGUUAUUAUAGAGAUGGCCUGUGCCAAACCUCCUUGGAAUGCAGAGAAACACUCUAAUCAUCUUGCUCUAAUAUUUAAGAUUGCCAGUGCAACGAGCGCCCCAACAAUUCCAAACCAUUUAACCCCUGCAUUGCGCGACGUGGCUCUCCGGUGCCUGGAACUUCAGCCCCAGGAUAGACCCCCAUCGAGGGAGCUUCUGAAACAUCCAGUCUUCCGAACGUGGUAAUGGAUACAAUUGCAAAUAAAAGCUGUGCAAGACAAAACUACUGAAACAAAGAAAAUGCCCAGGUGUUGUCCUGCAGUGCACUGUAGAGCUGUAUAAAUGGGAGAACUGGCCUCGGGUUUGAAAUAAAAGCAGCAAAGGCCAAAAGGAGCCUGUCUCUCGGUAAACAGCUGUCAACACAUGGACAAAAUAGUAUGCAAAUGUCUUGUUCCUGCUUGUAAAGGUUGUGCCUUCUUAUUGAUCAGAUUUGUCACUAGUGCCCUGAAAUAUACUUGGAUCUGCCAGUUAAAAGCUGUAGAGCAGUUUGGAAGGACAUUCUUCUGUCAGAGCACUUUUUCGGCAAAUACUAGCAGUUGAGGGGCUCCUUUGAGGUUUUGCAGUUUUUAAACUGCCACUGGUUACAGGCUGACGUAAAGUUUAAGGAUAUAUUCAAAGCACCAGAUUCUCCCUGUCUCUCAUAUUUCGUAUUUACGAAAUGAUUCUGAAAAAGGGUUUUCUGGAUUUAAUACUGAGAUGUUUUGGGGUUCAGUUUCCGCUCUGGACACAGUUGGCAAUAUGGGCAAAAAUUGCGCUAGUUUUCCAAAGUUUUCACUCAAUUCAUUUGCAUAUUGCCAAAUGUAAAAUCUUGCAUGAACCAGCACAAUUGGGCAAAGUUCUUCAGAAAAAAAAUUGCAUUUAAAAACAAAAUCCUUGAUUGUAUGAUAUUCUGAUGGAGUUUUAUUAAUACAGCUGAAAAUAGGUUUAUCACAAAAAGUAAACAUUGUGAUAAGUAAUCACUAUCUUUUUAAGUAAUUUGAUUUUCAAUCACUGAAAAUGACUUUUAACAAGUGUACAAAACCAGUUUACAACAGGUGUAUAUAACUAAGCUUUUUAGUAAAUUAAGUAUUGUUAAGGUUUAAAAUUUUCUGAAGAUACCCAUUAGUGCCCUUGCACCAAAAGAGAGCUGAAUUUUAAGGGCCUAAGUGGGCAAAAAGUGCAAAAACUUGCUGCAGUGAUAAUUGAGCCUACAGGGAUGGUUAAUUUUGCAGACCAGGCUGGCUUCCAGCAUUGUUUCAUAAAUUAGCUCAAAAGGUUAUGGAAACUCUACUUUCAUUUAAGAUUCCUUGAUCUUUUGUGCUGGUUUUAUUGAUUUUUGACAAAUUACACUGAGGAAAACCAACGAGGCGGAAGCUCUACUCUUUAACAUGUUCACUGGUCCACUUAAGUACUUGAUUAUAAGGUUUUUGCUGUGGAAAACAGUGAAGUUAGAAUAUCAUCCAAAUUGAUUGGACAAUUUACUACAAAGGUGCCUGCUGUAUUUUUGUCCAGUUUCAAUGAACGGGUCAUUUUACUAGCUGUUAUAAUUAAAAGGAAUUUUGUGGUAUCCACUGAAUGACUUAAAUUGUUUUAAUAUUCAGGGAAGGGUAAGUUGUGAAACCUAUUUUCAAAAUGUAUUUGUAAAACUUUUGCCAUAAUUCAGCUGUUUUGAGUUAGUUAUUUACUUUUUUUACAGUUUGAAGAUAUGUACUAUUUUGUGUAAAAUGCUGAAAAGAUUACCUUUACAUUUCCAGUAUGACACCAUUACUUGUGCCUGUUACAAAACUUGUAGGGUAGUAACUGCUGUUUAAAUCUGUCACUCAGUUAGUUUACUAAUAUUGAGCAGCAGCCAUGCCAGAAAGUUCCUGUUAUGGCUUCAUUUGUGCUACUGUCUUUUGAAGCCUUCUAUUCAAUUUUAAAACAUUAAACAUUUGUAUUCGGUUUGAAUUUUACUUUUGUUUGCUGCUGUAAAAUUCUGGAAUCUUUGCAAAAAAGUCUUAUUGCCUUUACCUUUUAACAAAACAAGUAGAACAGCAAAAAUGUUAUAUUCAAAGCUUAGUUUGCAGUUUUCCUUCAGCAAAAGGUUUAACUCACUGUUACCAUGUUUCUUACAAUACAUUGUUUCAUUUUUUGCAGAGUAGCCUACAGUGACCAAUUUUGGAUAGAUGUAACUUAAUACAAUAUCUUGAAAUCUUACUUGAAAUACAAGCAUGUUUCAGAAUUGCAUGCAAGACUGAUAAAUUGAGUUAUUGGUGUUCACAUCACCUCUGCUUCCUUAAAUCGAGAGGGGAAUUUAAGUUUGAAUCAGACAUUACUUUAAUGACUAUUUCUGAAAUGUGAACUUUAGGUUAAACUCUCCUGUUUUAUGGUAUUUGAAUGUAAUAUUUUAAUGUUGACACAAGUUUGUCCUUUAAAGAAAGGACAUAAUAUUGCUGUAUGUGAUAUACCACAUUGGAUUGAAAACAAAUGAGCAAAAGAAAUAAUUUGCACCAACUAAUGUAUAAUUUUUAAGUGACAAGACAAAUUGAUUGACCUAUUCAUAUGCUAAGUCUAGAUUUCAGAUUCAUACUUGUUAAUACUGAAGGAAAACAAUAUUUGCUUUGACCUUAUUCGGUUAAAUCUUAAUAUUUUGUGUUCUGUGAAUUGGCUAACUGUUAAAGCUUACAUCCUUUAGACAUUUUAGUUUGGGAAUUUUAACUCUUCCAGCAAUAAGUCUCAUUGUCUUUACAGAUUUUUAAUACUUGUUAUUUCCACUCUAUGGUAAGUCUAGUAAAUUAAAAUGUCAAAUUGAUAUACAUGAAAAUGGGGUUUCUGUCCCCAUAACAGUUUUGCAAAAAACUGAACAUAAUGUGAACCCUCAGUGUAGGUGUUAAUUUUUUAAAGAAUGUUUUAAUAUUAUAUCACAUUCCUCAUUGGUUAAAAGGUGCUGUUAUUGCUUGAAGAGUUAAAGAUGUACAGAGAUGUUUGUAGCGUACUUCAUAGCAGUGACUCCUUAAUUUAUUGACAACCUGGAAUCAUAUUUUGUGGUCCUUUUUCACGUCAAUAAGUCUUUUUUUGAACAAGUGUUUUUCCUUGAGCUUUAAAUGAUGCACUCUUGCCAUUUAUACUGGAAAUGUUUUUGUCAAAUUUUCACUUCCUGACAAAAACAUUAAACUGAUGAACCUCGGCUAAUCAGUAUUACUUUGUAGAUCUCAGCAUCUGCUUGUUUAAUAAGCCGAUGCUUUUUAUUAUCAAGUUGCAUUUUAAUUGGGGUUGUUUGCAUUACCCUCAGCUUGCUGGUAAUAGUGAUGUAUUUUGUGUAAUUUUUUUAUUUUAUGCAUAUGUGAUGUAAUAUUCAUUCUUUGGAUCAGAGCUGGACUGAAAAUGUAAUGUAAUUAUUUGUGCUGUUCUUAUUAUUAUGUUAUUUGGUACUUCUUAAAUUGUAAAUAACGUCUACUGCUGUUUUAUUCCAGUUUCUACUACCUCAGGUGUCCUAUAGUUUUCUUCUACCAAAGUACACUUUCACAAUGAAACUAUAUUUGCUAUGUGACUGUAAUUUCUAAAACUUCCAGGGCUUAAGGGCUAACUUCUAUUAGCACCUUACUGUGCAAGCAAAUUUUUAAAAAAGAAAAUCUCUGGGGUUGAAAGAUUGGUUAAUUGUAUCCUUUGUAAUUUUAAAUAUAUCAAAUAUUUUAAUUAUUGAAAUUUUUACCCCAUUUUGAAACAUUUUAUAGCAUAAUUUGGACCUAUUUUGGUGUUUUUGUCUUUCUAGUAAAUAAAAGGUUUUUUGGAACAA
Molecule: messenger RNA, 4398 nt
Organism: Rhincodon typus (whale shark)
Lineage: Eukaryota; Metazoa; Chordata; Chondrichthyes; Orectolobiformes; Rhincodontidae
Product: mitogen-activated protein kinase kinase kinase 1-like
Exons: 4
Coding region: 234-830 (198 amino acids)
Biological process (GO): protein phosphorylation
Molecular function (GO): ATP binding; protein kinase activity
Source: RefSeq, a predicted model, not a curated record